CAGAAGAAGAACAGCACUAGGAAAUAAUGUGCUAUGCCACACAAAUACACAGGGGGCAGUGUUCCUGAUUGGCUGAGAGACAUUUCCUUGAAGUAAUAGAAAGUACGAGGAGCUGCUAGAACAUGGCUGGUCUUCAAGGUGACGAUGACUUGCAGAGUGGUGGGGACUCUGUGGACGCCUUAAAAUUUCAAAAGAAGCCAGAUGCAGCGCCCGCAGGCAAUAGGAAGACUGCCGAGGAAGUGGUUCCCAGAAGCAGUAGAGCAGCAGGCUCCGACCCUUACUGCUACAAGAUGGACUACCCCUGCCUCGGAACCUGUCUGGUUAUCAACAAUAAGAACUUCCACCAAAGCACACACAUGAGUCAACGUAAUGGGACAGAUGUUGAUGCUGCUUCUGCUAUUAAGACCUUCUCUGAUCUGGGCUAUAAGACAAGAUAUGUCAAUGAUCAGACUGUGGAGGAGAUGAAACAGCUGAUGUUAAGUGUAUCCAAGGAGGACCACAGUAAUAGUGCGUCAUUUGCAUGUGUGUUGCUAAGUCAUGGAGACGAGGGGGUGAUAUAUGGCACAGACGGCUAUGAAAAGAUUGAAAACCUGAUAAAAUACUUCAAAGGAGAUCGCUGUAAGAGUCUUGUGGGGAAACCAAAGCUCUUCUUUAUACAGGCGUGCCGUGGUACAGACCUGGAUGACGGCGCCUUCAUUGAGACAGACAGUGUAGAAGAGCAAACAUCAGAGAGGAUUCCUGUGGAAGCAGAUUUCCUGUAUGCUUAUUCCACUGCUCCAGGCUACUACUCAUGGAGAAACACAGCCAACGGUUCCUGGUUUAUGCAGGCAUUGUGCGAGAUGUUGUACUGUUACAGAGGAAAGCUGGAGCUGAUGCAGAUCAUGACCCGAGUCAACCGCAAGGUGGCACUACACUUUGAAUCUGCCUCCAACCUUCCUGGAUAUAGUGGCAAGAAACAGAUCCCCUGCAUUGUCUCAAUGUUGACCAAAGAAUUCUACUUGCCUGCCUAGAUUAAGAUCAGAUUCUUUUGUUUUACCUACAGGAUACUAAAGGGUGUUGGGACAAUUUCCAAUGAUUCAUUUUCAAUGAGCCCAUAUCACUGAUUAUGCGCUUUAACAGUAGCAGAAGCAUAGAACUGUGGACUUUUGUAUGUUGGUGGAGAGGAGGUGGUGUGGAUCCAUAUUCAUCAUAAACUAUAUGUUUAUAAUCCAGUGCCAAUACUCUUACUAUGUUGUUCUAUUCUGUACAAGCAACAUCUAUUGCAUGUCUGUCCUGGAAGAGGGUAUCCAAUGAUGUUCUUGCUGUAGUAUUUUCCCCCUUAAAAGAGGUUUUAGGGAGUUCUCCUCUUUUGAAUCAAGGGCAAUGUUGUUUGCUGAAAAAUGUGUGAUUUGUGAUAUCAGGCUAUAUCAAUAAAAUUGAAUAAAUUUAUAGGAUAAACAGUUAGUUUACUACAUACAGUUUGUUGCUUUUUACCAGUUCUGGUAUGCAAUAAAUGCACAAGCACAAAUGGAUUACUGUGAUUUGUCCUUAUAGGUUAUUAAGCUUCCGAGUCUCUAAUCAGCUGUCACAUGAAAAAAACUAAUCACAAAGUAUUUGACCAAAAAAAGGUUGGCUUUUGGAACAGAUCACUGUCUCUUCAGAAAUGUGGUAAUUAUUAAGUAGCCGUGUGAUGAGUUAAAGCUACCUAUACUGAGCUGAGCAACAAAAUGAUAAUGCUAAGAAUGAAUAAUCUAAAUGGGAGUACUGUUGCAGAAUAUCUAGAAUUUCUUUCCCUUUCAGAUGAUCAUAGAUCUACCGGAGGGGUGGUAGUUUUUGUGUUCAUGUAUUACUACACUCCUACUGUCACUGCCUCUUUACUCCACCUUUGGGGAUUAAAACAUGAUAAAGGUAAAUAAAGGUAAACUGUAGUCACCCAGUCCUUACAUAAACUAAAAUGUAUUUCCAGUGUGGUCCUCGUUACAAGGGAAACAGUACAAAUGACAGAUCUUCAAGUCUAUGAAAUUAGUUUUGCAGUUAUGAAUUACAUUUUGUUAAGAAAUUAUCAUCCGAAGUAUAAUUUCAUUUGAGCCAAUGCAGGGUUAGAACUGUGACAUUUAGGUUUGGCAAAUUAUUAACACACACAGCAUUUUGAGACAAACUUUAUGCCAGUCUGAACAAAAAUCUACUUUUAUCACAAGGCCAUGACCGCCUGCUGACAAUGUAAUUUUUGUGUUUUAAAAUAAGAGCAUGCAGUCUUAUCAGUCUAAAAAAAAUCUGUGAUAUGUGACGUGCAUUCAUUAUUUUAUCAUGUAAAAGUGACACAGUGAGUAUAAGUGUGUGUUUAUUUGUUCUAUGUACAAAUAAAUGUCCACUGUAGCCAUCUGAAAAUGGCAUGGAGUAAAAUGCAAAUCCAAAAAGUGUAGAGUUGACAUUCACAACUCAAAACUGGAUUCACAAAUGCCUGUUUGACAGUUGUAAAUGUUAGGAAGAUGUUCAUAGAUGCUUUUCAUUUAUUUGUGAACUAAUUUAAUGCAUUCACAGAUAUUAUUUCUGCAAUUUGUUUGUGUAUUUGCAGAUCUGUUAUAUGUUUGCAAGAUUUAGUUUACAAUUUUUUUAUUUGUGGAAUGUGUUUUAUAUUUACAGAUUACAGUUACACACAAAUUGUUAAUCUGUUCACACAAAUAAUAUUGCGAUAAAUCUGUCUCAUAGAAAGGAAGCACCUAUGGAGGUUAUAGCAGUAUGUAGAUUAUAGCAAACACAGAAAUUAAUUUAUUGAGUAAAAACUCAAUUUUUUGGUUUGCUUAAAUUAAAUUAUUCCUUACAUGAUAAAUAUUAUUCUUGUGUCUGCAAAAACAAAAACAUUUUUCCGCCUUCAGAAUGUCCCAUUGCAUACUCAGGAUUUUGAGACAAAUAUAAGUCAGGAAAGACAAAACAAACUGAACUUGUAAUUCACUAUUUCACAACUGUUUCUUUACCAAAAAACCCUGCCACGCUGCUGUUGCUCGACUUGGCUACCUGUUAUUGCAUAAUUAUCUCUGAAAUAGUUGGGUUGUGUAACCAGAAACCGCAUUCUUUUCUGGUUUGUAAGUGACACCUAAGGAAUUCUUCUUUCCACUGAAAGAAAAUCUUUGAGAAUGUGCCAGCUGCAAGUGUGUACAGAGAUACACACACAUUAUAAGCUCACAUUUUAGUGAUUUGUGAACUUGUGUAUCGAAAGGUGGCUGCACAACAAUGUGUCCUUGAACUAAAGCCCAAGCAAGAAUGCUAAAUGUUGCAGUCUGUUGCAGAGCUGUUGGACUUCGCUAUUUUAGCCUAUUUACAAGUGGAGGUCUGGAAUUAAAAGUGUCUCAGAUACUGUCACAAAGAUCUUUUUGGGAAGGGGGCCUAUUUAAUUUCAAAUGUUUUUUGUUUUUGUUUUUGUAAAACAAAUUGAUGGUUUAAUUCCAAGGUCAUAGACUUGACAAUCUGGGUCUUGUUAUCAUUGUUAACUUUUGUGUACCUUGUUGUCAAAUAUCAACUCACUACCAAGAGUUCCUGUUAUCGAGACUGAUAAAUGUAAUGAGAAUGUACUUUGCUUUGGAAAAUUGUCAAAUACUGUUUAUAUGAAUGAUUAACAGCAUGGGAUUGUUUUGCAUGGUAGUGGCAGGUAUGUGGGCAUGUUUCAACCACUAGGGGAAGCCCGAGAAACAUUUAGUGUAGUUCUGAGUUCCUUUAAUGAAUCAGCAGUCUGUCAAAUGUACACUCUUGCAGGAACUGAAACUCUAAAUUUAACCCCUGAUUGCACAGAGCAGACCAUUUGGUUAAACAGUUCAAAUACAGAUAAAUAAGGUUUUCUCCAUGG
Micropterus dolomieu (smallmouth bass) is the source of this 3820-nucleotide messenger RNA. Its product is annotated as caspase-3-like. The transcript has 8 exons. The record is from RefSeq and is a predicted model, not a curated record. Gene Ontology annotation, biological process: erythrocyte differentiation; positive regulation of apoptotic process; proteolysis. NCBI's taxonomy places the organism in Eukaryota, Metazoa, Chordata, Actinopteri, Centrarchiformes, Centrarchidae. Bases 123 to 1010 code for a protein of 295 amino acids. Gene Ontology annotation, cellular component: cytoplasm.